UUGUCCUGCCGUAGUCAUGAGCUUGUGGUUCCAAAGAAGACGAGUCACUCUCCUUCCCCAACUUUAAGCCAAAUUUAGAUUCUUCGCCAACUGGCUAUAUGCCCCCCUUAAUUACCCCACCUCUAUAUAAGCACCACUAUUGGCCUUCCUUUUUUCAUCACCCAUAACCCUAUUACUUCUUGGUCUUGAGUACCUCAUCAGUCGCUUUCUUAAACUUUUCUCUCAUCAGAGUUUGUGACUGAAUACUAGUUACUCGAUAUGGCAUCAAGCUCACUUAGAUCUUCAUGGACACCACAGCAAAACAAGUUGUUUGAAAGAGCUUUAGCCCAAUUUGAUAAGGACACUCCUGACCGGUGGCAGAAUGUGGCUAGAGCGGUGGGAGGUGGCAAGUCUCCCGAUGAAGUCAAGCGACACUAUGAAAUACUUCUUGAGGAUCUCAGGCGCAUUGAAUCUGGCCAUGUUCCUCUUCCUACUUACAGAAAUGGUGCCACCAAUGGAGUUGCAGCUGAUGAAGAGCAUAGGCUUCUGAGGUAUCUGAACCUGCACCAGUGAAGAUGUUGAUGAGAACAUAUCAAGCCGGACGAUAUCGCUACGUAGCAAGACAAGUGUGUGACAAAAAAAAUGCCCGUAAAAGUACUAUCUCUGAAAAUUGUACCUUCUCCUAAUUAUGUAAAAUAGUGUUGUCUACUACUUCCAACAUGUUUUCUUUCCUUGCAUUGUACUACCACCUUAUCUUAUUGAAUCGUAUGAAUCCCUCUUGUCGCUC
This is a messenger RNA of Lycium ferocissimum, 766 nucleotides long. RefSeq names its product protein RADIALIS-like 4. Gene Ontology annotation, molecular function: DNA-binding transcription factor activity. The coding region runs from base 259 to 552 and encodes 97 amino acids. The transcript has 2 exons. Lineage: Eukaryota; Viridiplantae; Streptophyta; Magnoliopsida; Solanales; Solanaceae. The record is from RefSeq and is a predicted model, not a curated record.